Molecule: messenger RNA, 1234 nt
Organism: Hevea brasiliensis (rubber tree)
Lineage: Eukaryota; Viridiplantae; Streptophyta; Magnoliopsida; Malpighiales; Euphorbiaceae
Product: membrane protein PM19L
Exons: 4
Coding region: 591-1088 (165 amino acids)
Source: RefSeq, a predicted model, not a curated record
AAUUUGAUUCGAUUUUAAACUGAUUUUGAUAAUUCUGUUAUGGUUCCAAUUUCGAAUGAAUUGAUCCCACUCUAACCUGUUUUCGAUUCUGGACUGGCCCUUGACCGGGUCUAUGCUUACGUCCAGAAUUUUCUCAUUUACAUGUAUCUGUCCAACAUCCCAAAAAAGCUUGUGUGUCGCAAAGAGAAGGGAAAACUGCACACAAUUAAUUAAUGCCUGAAAAAUUAUUUUAGAGCUUUUUAGAGCUUACAAAGGAUUACAAGCAAACUUUAUUCCUUCACUGUCUGCAGAGCCUAAAAUAUUCCAGAAAAAAGUAACCCAGAGACCCAAAUUCAAGGCUUGGUUUGAUUCCUUCCUCUUCAGUAAGGCAAGUCAGGAAUUUAAGACAUUUCUUGGAAAUUAAGAAAGUCCAGAAAUCCAUUUUUAUAAUGAAAAUAACAAAAAUUAUGCAUAAAAAGACCACUUUUAUCGUAACUUUUAGUCUGGAAAAGAACUCCUUGUAUUGCAUAUUUAUAGUUCUUCUCCAAGAUACGCAAGGGUGACACAGAACAAGUUAUUUUGUCCUUUUGCCUCCAAUCUGCUAAAUAGCCAUGGCUUCAGGAGCAUCUAAAUCGGCAGCCUUCUUGCUCUUAAUCGUCAAUAUUGCCCUUUACUUCAUUAUGAUAGUAAUUGCUUCAUGGGCUGUAAAUCAUGGGAUUAAAAGAUCUCGGGAAACGGCGUCUGUUUUAUCAAUUCCGGCUCGCAUAUUUCCAAUAUACUUCCCAAUGGGAAACAUGGCAACAGGUUUCUUCAUCAUUUUCUCCCUCCUUUCUGCCGUAGUUGGCAUCGGUACCUCCCUUACAGGACUCCAUAAUAUUGUUCAAUGGAACGUUUCAAACUUACAUGCGGCUGCUGCUUCCUCUGUGACAACCUUGUCACUCACUCUACUAGCCAUGGGAUUGGCAUGUAAAGAGAUUAACAUAGGCUGGACAGAUUCAAACUUGCGCACUCUUGAAGUUGUGACGAUAAUAGUGAGCGCUACCCAGUUGUUCUGCACUGGUGCUAUAUGUGCUGGGGUUAAAGAUGUGUCUGCACGAUACGGGGCCUAAGCCAGGAACAGUUCGAUCUGCCAAAUAAUUGUGUUAUGAAUGUUCUAUAUAUCUUUGUUGAGAAUUUCAGAGGCUGAUGGUUACACUUAUUAUUAUUAUUAUUAUUAUUUAAAGUUAAUUGAGCCAUGGAAUGGAACUAUUAUAUA